Messenger RNA from Nothobranchius furzeri (turquoise killifish), 3019 nucleotides. RefSeq lists its product as uncharacterized. Lineage: Eukaryota; Metazoa; Chordata; Actinopteri; Cyprinodontiformes; Nothobranchiidae. The record is from RefSeq and is a predicted model, not a curated record. Gene Ontology annotation, biological process: response to bacterium.
UGUGGGUUAUGCUGCUCCUCCUUCCUCAGGGAUACACCUUGAUUCGAGUCACCACAGCUGGACUUGGUGAAGCUGUGACUUUGACAUGUUCUCUGCCUGAUGAACAGAAGGGCAGUAGUGACCUUCAUUGGUACAAGCAGAGCACUGGGAAUACUCUGACUUUAAUGGUGAAGCAGUUGACAGAUGGAAAACCUAAUUAUGAAGCAGGAUUCAGUGCCUCCAGACUGAAAUCAACAUAUGAAGAGAACGUUUACAGUCUGACCAUUUUACAGACCGUUCAAGAAGAUGAAGGAAUGUAUCACUGCUCUAUCGUUGACUGGAAUAAGAAUUACUGGAACGGGACCUAUCUGUCAAUAAAAGGACCUUCUGAGAAGGGAUCACACACCACUGUCAUCCAGCAUACAGUCUCUGAUCUGAACCGCCCAGGAGACCCAGUGACUCUCCAGUGUUCAGUCUUCUCUGAUUCAGACAAGAAGACGUGUUCAGAAGAUCUCAGAGUGUUCUGGUUCAGAGCCAAGUCAGAUACAUCUUACCCAGACAUGAUCUACAGUAAGGGAACUCACCCCAAUCAAUGUGAGAAGAAAUCUCAGAACAGAUGUGUGUCAUCUAUGAACUUCUCCACCUCUGAUCCUGCUACUUAUUACUGCGCCGUGGCCACAUGUGGACAGAUCAUAUUUGGGAAUGGAACCAAAGUGGAUCUCCAAGGAUCUCAGAUUGAAGCAACAACCAUUGCUCUGUGUGCUGUCUUGGCUGUAAGUUUGAUCGUAAUAGCCGUCCUUAUCUGGUCCUUCAGCAAAAAUAAAUGUGUUCACUGUAAAGCUGUUGCUGAGCUGAAACACAGGGAUAAUCAGAAGAGUCAAAAGGUGAAGUAUACAUUCAGCAAAUCUAAACGUAAUCUUCCAACAUUUAAUGUUAAUAUCAUGUUGUUAUCCAAGAGAGCUGGAUGGAUUUACUCUGCUGCCAUCUUCUCUUUAAUAAGAGAUGACAGCACAAGAAUAAAAACUCAGCAGGUCUCAAACCUGCAACCCUCUGACUAUGUGGUGGGUGAAGAUGCUGUCAUGGCAUGUUGGGUAUCUCACACUGCCUACUGGUCCUAUGUUGCCAGGGUGAAUUGUCUGGCCUGCAACAGGGGCACUUUGUGGCCAUUUCCUGGUCUUUGCUGUUCAUCCUCUAGGACUCCCAGCUACCUUGACUUAUGUGACUCCCUUGCCCUGAUGCAAGAGUUGCCUGGAUUGUGGAGAGACAGGCAUCUCCUCCUGCAUCUGUCCCAACCCAACUUGAUAUGUUGUUAUGACAACAGAGACACAUUGCUUCCAAUGCUCAGGACCACCACACUCCUUCUUCUGUUACUAAAAAUCAUCAAGAGGUUUAACGUAGACGGAACAAAGAUGAUCCUCCUCUGGGUGACACUGCUGCUCCUCCAUCAAGGAUAUGCGUUAGUUCCAGUGGUCACAGUUCAGCUUGGUGAACCUGCAACAUUUACAUGUGAUUUACCUGAAAAUAGACACAGAAGAAGCAAACUCUACUGGUACAAGCAGAAUGCUGGAGAUACUCUGAACUUAAUUGUGUUUGUUAAGAACUUUGCAGAACCCGUAUAUGGACCAGACUUCAAUUCAUCAAAACCAUCUUUGAUAUUUAAUGAUACAAUCAGCACCCUAACCAUCCUAAAAACAACUGAAAAGGAUGAAGGAAUGUAUCACUGUGUUUUCAUUGGCUGGAAAUCAGAUACUUGGUAUGGCACUUAUUUAUCAAUAAAAGGAAACAAUAAAAAGACAUCAAACUUGACUGUUGUUCAGCAACCAACACGAUCCGAUCAACUUCAUCAUGGAGGCUCAGUGAGUCUUCAGUGUUCACUUCUUACUGAUGCCCCAAACAAGACGUGUUCAGAAGAUCUCAGAGUAUUCUGGUUCAGAUCCAGAUCAAACAAGUCCUAUCCUGAUGUGAUCUACAUGAAUGGAAAAAGACAUGAUGGAUGUGAGAAGAAACCUGACUCUGUGAAUAGAUGUGUGUUCUCCAGAAACACCUCCUCCUCUGAUCCUGGGACUUAUUACUGCGCCGUGGCCACAUGUGGACUGAUCAUAUUUGGGAAUGGAACUAAGGUGGACCUCCAAGAUCAAACAGCAGGUCCUAAAUACAUUGCUCUGGUGAUAGCAUGUAUCUGCUUGGUCCUUUCUGUGAUUGUUAAUAUCAUUUUCUUUUGUUACCGAACACCAAGAGCAGGAUUAGAAAGAGAAUCUUCACAAGUAAAACACCCAGAAGAUUUUACCACUGAAGAUAGACCAGAGCUGAACUAUGCUGCAUUAAAUUUCUCUAAAGGAGACACCACACGAGGAAAUAAGAGAGGGUUGAGGACUCAAGAGUGUGUCUACUCCCAAGCUAAACUCUGAAUACAUCAGUUUUAUCAUAACAACCACUGACAUGAGACUGAAUGCUUUAGUUUAGCUUUAAUCCUAACAAGCAUUUAUAAGAAAAAUGUCUACAAUAAACAUGUGCAAUGGUCAGAUCAUGACAUUACAACUUUUAUGUGCAUUUUUGUAACCACGCUUUUAGAAAACUGUGACCAACAGGUUGAGAGAUAAUUACUGAUUAUAAUAGGAAAAUUACAUUAAAAAGAUUAUAAAAUGAAAUGUUCGUGUGGCUUGCCUAGACAUGACAGCUGCCACCUAAGACGUUUACACAUUCUCCAUUUUCUUUUUAAUGUUUAAUGUGUCUUUUUUUUAAUCAGCCUCUAUAAACAUGUUUUUUGUGUUAAACAUGGUAAAAUGAAUAUGUGUGUCUGAGUACCAUUGUGUUUAAAUAAAAUAUAUAUUUCUCAAUUUUAUAAUUGUAAUUACCAACACACACUUUAUUUUAAAUAAUUAUAUUUUUGGAAGCUAUACUGACCAGUUAUUAACAACGAAACACUCAGCACAACAAAGUAAUCUAAGACAACAAAUAAUUAAUUUGAACUAUAAUUCCAAAAAGACAAUUGUGGUAAAAUAAAAUCCAGCAGGAGGAAUACAACACAUUACAUCAUAAG